Messenger RNA from Chaetomium fimeti, 3612 nucleotides. RefSeq lists its product as uncharacterized. Gene Ontology annotation, cellular component: beta-galactosidase complex. Gene Ontology annotation, molecular function: beta-galactosidase activity; carbohydrate binding. Gene Ontology annotation, biological process: lactose catabolic process. The transcript is spliced from 5 exons. The record is from RefSeq and is a predicted model, not a curated record. NCBI's taxonomy places the organism in Eukaryota, Fungi, Ascomycota, Sordariomycetes, Sordariales, Chaetomiaceae. The coding region runs from base 125 to 3364 and encodes 1079 amino acids.
AGGAGUCCCUUCCAGAUUCCUUCAACGUUACCAACCCCGAAUUACCUACCUGCCUUAGGUAUGCUCCCAACUUUCCCUCAAGCCGUUGGGAGUCAUUGACUUGCCGCACCUUGUACAUGCCCGUAUGUGCGCCUUCUACAGCCUGGCCUCCAAAAUGUCGAGCUCCUCCACGGAAAUAUUUCCGAUGGGCCUAGGAGAGCUCGCCUCCGCCCUCCCCAGACAACCUCCGAUCGCCGAUGCACCGGAACCCUCCCGGCCAGACCCGCCCCACGCACCCCACCGAACCCCAGCAUCCGUUCCGGACUGGAAUAACCUCAAGGUCAUCCACAAGAACACUUUGCCGCCGCGCUCCCAAUUCUUCUUGUACCGGAACCGAGAAGACGCCCUGUCACGCGAUGUCGCGCGCUCCAAGAGCCAGCUUCUCUCGGGGCAGUGGUUAUUCCACCUCUCCAAGUCCCCACUCGAUGGUCUCGUCGACUUCCACCAGCACACCCCCACCGACCUGGAGUCCAAACAUGGCUGGCAUGGGCAGACCAUCCGUGUCCCGGGCAUGUGGCAGCUCCAGGGUUACGGGAAAGGACCACAUUAUACCAACCUCAACUUCCCCUUUCCGGUCGACCCUCCACGCGUGCCAAUUGAUGAUAAUGAAUGCGGCCGUUACGCCACCUCCUUCCAGCUCGCCCCCGAAGACAGGGACCACCAGCUCAGGCUGCGGUUUGAAGGUGUUGAUUCUGCCUUUACCCUAUGGGUGAACCACCGCGAGGUCGGAUACUCUCAGGGGUCCAGGAACCCAAGCGAGUUCGACAUCACCCCCUUUGUCCGAUGCCCCGGCACCAACUCCCUCCAUGUGGAAGUCUACCAGAGGUGUAACGGUAGCUACAUAGAGGACCAAGACCAAUGGUGGCUUAGUGGCAUCUUCCGCGAUGUGUGGCUGCACAAGUUCCCACCCACUCACUUUGAGGACAUUCGUGUCCAUACUGAGUUGUCUAAUGACUACCAAGACGGGAUUUUGUAUUUCGAUUACAAGCUCAACUGCCAGGCAACAGUCCAUGUGGCUCUCCUGGACGCCGAUGGGACAGAAAUCUCCAGCCAGACCAAGGAAGGGGAGGGAGAGGCCGCAGCCAGUGGGACCUGGGUCAAGUCCAAGAUCUGGCCCCUCAAGAAUGUGCACCGGUGGACUGCCGAGACACCCUACCUUUAUCGGUUAGUUCUCUCUACGCCAGACUGUGCCGUGGCCGAGAGGGUAGGAUUCCGCCAAACCGAACUCCGAGACGGCGUAUUCUGUGUGAAUGGCACACCCAUCAAGUUGAAGGGCGUCAACCGGCACGAACACCAUCCCGACCACGGGCGGGCAGUACCGUACGAAUUCCUCAAAGACGACCUGCACCUAAUGAAGCAGCACAACAUCAACGCCAUUAGGACUUCACAUUACAUCAAUGACUACAGGCUCUAUGAGCUCACCGACGAGCUGGGCUUCUGGGUCAUGGAUGAGUGUGAUCUCGAGUGCCACGGCCUGUUCGUAGUAGGAGGCGACGGCACAGCAUUUACGUCUGACAACCCCGACUGGGAAGAAGCGUACAUUGACCGCGCCCGGCAAAUGGUCACGCGUGACUUCAAUCGCCCCAGUGUCAUCCUCUGGUCUCUCGGUAAUGAGUCUAGCUAUGGACGGAACCACGCCGCCAUGUACAAGUUCAUCAAGAGCUUCGACGACUCUCGCCUAAUACACUACGAGGGCGACUGGAACGCCCAGUCUGCCGACAUCCUGAGUAGGAUGUAUUUCUCCAUCGGCGACGUCGAAUCAAUGGCAAAGGCCCGCGAGUGGGACAAACCACUGGUUUUAUGUGAAUUUGUACACGCUAUGGGCAACGGACCUGGUGCCAUAAAGGAGUACAUCGACCUCUUUUAUAAAUACCCUCGGCUAAUGGGCGGUUUUGUGUGGGAGUGGGCGAAUCAUGGUCUACGUACAAAGACCAGAGAUGGGCGGGAGUACAUGGGGUACGGUGGUGAUUUUGGUGACGAGCCUAAUGACUACAACUUCGUCAUGGACGGACUGUGCUUCUCAAAUCACACUCCCACGCCUGGCCUCAUUGAAUACAAAAAAGCCAUCGAGCCGGUCCAAAUCCUUGGUGUUGAAGAUGGAAACAAGGUACGGAUCGUGAACCGAUAUGACUUCAUCGAUCUUUCCCACUUGGAGUGUUGGUGGUGGAUAGUCUCGGACGGUGUAACGGACUCGUUCCGCCCUCGAAGAUUAGAAAUCCCUAGGUGUCUCUCUGGUCACCACGCUCUCUUGCGAAUCCCUGGGCUUGAGCAAAGUCAACCGGCAGACUCGUACCUACAUGUGGUGUUUGUGGAGUCGGCCAUUCCUUCCUGGUCCUAUACGGAGCGCAUCGUCGCGGAGGGGGGAAUCCAGUUGACGAAACCCGCAAGCCUACAGCUUCUCCGUGAUACCACCCCUCGCCCAACACGGCCGCUGGAAGCCGAACCAACCAACAACGUCCUGUCGAUUACCAGUAAUCAUGGGCAAUCUUGGAAGUUUGAUCUUGCUCGUGGCACUCUCGUCAGCUGGCAGCGUCUGGAUCCAGACUCGGGAAACUUUUCCCCAAAUAUCCUCACCGAGCCCCUUUGCUUCGACAUAUACCGCGCACAAACCGACAACGACCGCGGUUGCGACUUUGGCCGAAAUUGGCGUGACCGCUGUCUGCACCAGGCAAAGCACCAUCUCAUCCAAUCGUCUUGGCACCAACGGGACGACGGUGUCGUCGAGGUCAUCGUCAACAGCCGAAUCGCCCCCCCAGUCUUGAAUUGGGCGCUCGAGGUCACCGCCACCUACCACUUUGAAGAGGACCACGUAUACAUACGGAUGCGCGCAAAGCCUACUGGUAACCUGCUUCCGCGGGCAUGGGGCCGCCUGGGCCUAGUCACAGCACUGACGGGGUGCACCAAGGUCCACUGGUACGGCCGGGGUCCCGGCGAGAGCUACCGUGACAAGAAGCUCAGCCAGCAGGUGGGCAAUUGGCACAUGCCCGCCGACCGUACGAUGACGGACUACGAGUUCCCGCAGGAGAACGGGAACCGGACGGACGUGCGGUGGGUCAAGUUUGUCACGGCCACGCGUUCCCGGCUGCUGAGGGCGCGGUACGGCGAUUUUGAGGGCGCGAGCUUCUCGGCGCUGCCGUACACCGCCGAGGACCUUGAUGCAGCGCAGCAUCCGUACGAGCUGAGGGAGAGGAAGCGGGAGGAUCUGGUCGUGCAUCUGGACUGGAUGCAUCAUGGCCUCGGGACGGGGUCGUGCGGGCCUGAGACCCUGCCUGAGUAUACGCUGGACGCAAGCAAGGAGUAUGAGUUUGAGGUUGUUUUGGAUUAGGCUUCGGUGGGUGUUGCUCGGGGAAAAGCAAGCGUGGAAACAAUGGAGUACUCGGCUUCACAAACAUGGUUUUGUCACCAAAGAAAAAACAAAAACAUACAACACCGAGGAUUCCCCAGUCGUCACCGACCUGAGUACUAGUUCGGCUCUCACAAGUUUAUCGAGGGGAGAGCGGACGGGAUCCCGAGUUCUCUUGUAGAUAUGGUCGUAUGUGGAGGUGAGGUUGGCGCGUGUGGUUGAUGUACCGG